This is a messenger RNA of Seriola dumerili (greater amberjack), 3799 nucleotides long. Its product is annotated as mucin-2-like. The transcript has 27 exons. The record is from RefSeq and is a predicted model, not a curated record. The coding region runs from base 11 to 3799 and encodes 1262 amino acids. Lineage: Eukaryota; Metazoa; Chordata; Actinopteri; Carangiformes; Carangidae. Gene Ontology annotation, molecular function: protein binding. Gene Ontology annotation, cellular component: extracellular matrix.
AGUGGCAACAAUGGGGUGGAGACGUGUGUCGCUGUGUUUCCUUGCUUUGUCUGUUGCCAUUGUCACUGAUGUUCAAGCCAGACUGGUUCGCAACCAUGUCAACAGCAUCUGCAGCACAUGGGGCAGGGGGCACUUCAAGACAUUCGAUGGCAAUGUAUACCAGUUCCCUGGUAUGUGUGAGUACAACCUGGCCUCCGACUGUCACGAGACCUACCAGGAGUUCUCUGUGCACAUAAGGAGGAAAGAGGAAGGUGGAAACCCUAUAGUCAGUUAUGUGGUGGUCACCAUCAAUGACCUCUCAUUCCACCUCAGCAAGAAUCUGGUCAAUGUGAAUGACCAGCUGGUCAAAUUGCCAUUCUAUCAAGGAGGGGUACAAGUGGAAAAAAAUGCUGUUUACAUCAAGCUCCAGUCCAGCGUCGGCCUCACAGUCAUGUGGUACCUUGGUGAUUCAGUCAUGGUGGAACUAGAUCGUGACUAUGCCAAUCGUACUUGUGGACUUUGUGGAGACUUCAAUGGUGUUUUAGUCAAUGAGUUCAUUCAUAAUGGUCGCCAAAUUAGCCCAAUUGAGUUUGGCACCAAACAGAAAGUCCACCUUCCAAAUGAUGAUUGUGAGGACCCCUUUGAAGAGGAAGAUGACUCACGCGAGGCUAGGAGUGUGCCGGAUUCAUGCAAGCAGUUUCAAACCUCCUGUGACCAGAUGUUGCAUUCAGAAUCCUGGAGCUCAUGCACCAAACUGAUUGACCCUGAACCUUACAUCCAGACGUGUGUGCAGGACAUGUGUGGCUGCCCCAACACUACAAAUGACUUCUGUGUCUGCAGCACACUGUCUGAGUUCUCUCGAGAGUGUUUGCAUGCAGGAGGGCAGCCUCCCAACUGGAGGACACAUCAGUUCUGUGCUAAACAGUGCCUAUACAACAUGGUUUAUGAAGAGAGCGGUUCCCCUUGCAUUGAUACUUGCAAAAAUCAGGGCACAAGUUCAAUGUGUGAGCACCACAGAUUGGAUGGCUGCGUCUGUCCACCUGGUACUGUGUUUGAUGACAUUUCUAAUAGAGGAUGCAUUGCUCAAUCUAAAUGUCAGUGCUACCACAAAAAAAUCUAUAACCCUGGUGAGGUUUACCGACAGGACCAAGAUGAAUGUACAUGUUUGAAGGGUGGAUGGGUUUGUAAGAGCCUUGAAACACCUGCUACAUGUGCAGUUGAAGAGGGCUCACAUGUAACUACCUUUGAUGGGAAAACCUACACCUUCCAUGGAGACUGUUACUACACCCUAGCCAAGGUGGAAAGCAAGGAUGAUGCAAGUCCAAAGUUUACCAUCAUGGUCCAGUUGGUGCCAUGUGCAAACCAAGAAUUUGACACUUGUCUGAAAACCCUUAAAAUCCUGCUGAACAAUGACAGAAACAAUGUAUUAAUGUUCACUUCAGAUGGCACAGUAAAGCAGAACAUGCAGCCCAUCAGUUUGCCCUACCACACAGGUGACAUCAACAUAUUCCAGGCUUCAUCCUUUCACAUCUUGCUCCAGACCACUUUUGGGUUGCAAAUUCAGAUCCAGCAGGUGCCUCUCAUGCAAGUCUACGUCAGACUGGACCAGAGCUACAGAGCAAAGACACGUGGUUUAUGUGGAGACUACAACAUGGUCCUGUCUGAUGACAUGAAGACACCUCAGGGGAUCGUCGAGGGAACAGCAGUAACUUUUGCUAACUCAUGGAAGUCUAAGGUCACGUGUGAAGACAAAGAGGAAAGAGUUGAAGACCCCUGUUCCCUCAGUGUGGACAAUGAGUGGUACGCGAAACACUGGUGCGCCUUGCUGCAAAAUCCAAAUAGUACCUUUGCACAAUGUAGCUCAGUGGUGGAUCCUGAGAUGUAUUACAAGCGAUGUACUUAUGCUAGCUGUAACUGUGAGAAGAAUGAGGCCUGCCUGUGUGCUGUCCUGUCCUCUUAUGCACGGGCUUGUGCAUCAAAGGGAGUGUUCUUGAAAGACUGGAGAGAGAAUGUGUGUGACAAAUACUCAAGGAGCUGCCCACCAUCCCAGACCUUCUCUUACAAGCAUCAGAGAUGCCAGCUGACCUGUAGAUCACUCGGUUCUAAGCAGCAGAGCUGCACUUCUGACUUCUUGCCUGUGGAUGGCUGCUCCUGCUCUGAGGGUUUCUACCUAAAUGAAAAGGGCAUCUGUGUCCCCAUGGCAAAGUGUCCAUGCUACCAUAAUGAAGAGUACAUUAAGCCAGGAAAGUCCAUCAGCAUCCAAGACGACCACUGUGUGUGUACCAAUGGAAUGCUUCAUUGUCAUUCUUGGAGAACCCAUUCAUCAAUUACAGCAUGCUCUUCUCCAAAAGUGUUCUUCAACUGCUCCACUGCGGGCACAGGAGAGCUUGGAGUGCAGUGUGCUCAAACCUGUUUAAAUCUGGACAGCAAUGAUUGUGCCUCCACUGAGUGUGAAUCUGGCUGUCAGUGUCCCAGUGGCCUCCUUGAUGAUGGCAAAGGUUCCUGUGUGAAAGAAAAGGACUGUCCAUGUCGGCAUAAUGGGUAUCUGUAUGCCCCGGGAAAAGUCAUUCUUAACAAGUGCAACAACUGUACCUGCAAAAGUGGAAAGUGGGAUUGCACCAACAAAAAGUGUCAAGGAACUUGCACUAUUUACGGGAGUGGUCACUACAAUACAUUUGAUCAGCAAACAUAUGCUUUUCAAGGACAUUGUGCCUACGUUGCUGUCAAGAACAAAUGUGGCAAUAAAACAGCACAGUACACCUUUGGAGUUAUCACAGAAAAUGUACCAUGUGGAUCAACGGGCACCACAUGCUCCAAAACUGUCAGAAUCCAACUGGGGCGAAAAGAAAUCAAAUUAUCAAAGGGUAAAUAUGAAGAGGAGGACCUGGAACAUGGCACUCACGUUCCGUACAAAAUAAGGACGACUGGCUUGUAUCUGGUGAUAGAAUCUGCCAUUGGUGUGACAGUAAUCUGGGAUCGCAGAACAACAGUUCACAUCCGCCUGGAACCAGGGCACAGCGGAGAGGUAUGUGGCCUGUGUGGAGAUUUUGAUGGCAAUGGCCAGAAUGACUUCACCACCCAGGGUCAGUUGGUAGUGAGCAAUCCUAUAGAAUUUGCAAACAGCUGGAAAGUGUCCAGCACCUGCCCAGAUGUGGAAAUGAAUGUUGACCCUUGUGUGGUAAAUAAGAAUCGACAUAGCUGGGCAAAAAUGAUGUGUAGCAUUAUAACUGGAAAAACGUUCAAAGAUUGCCAUCAUAAGGUAGAUCAUCGUCCAUUUCAUGAAAACUGUGUGAAAGACUCAUGUGCCUGUAACACUGGAGGAGACUGUGAGUGUUUCUGCACAGCUGUUGCAGCUUAUGCUCAAGCUUGUAGUGAGGCUGGUGCCUGUGUUGCAUGGAGAACUCCAGAAAUCUGUCCUGUCUUUUGUGACUAUUACAACAGCCCAGGUAAUUGCAGUUGGCACUACAACCCAUGUCACACACCUUGCUACAAGACCUGCUUGAAUCCAGAGGGAACUUGUACCAACCCAUUACCUGAACUGGAAGGGUGCUACCCCAUAUGCCCAGAAGAUACGCCCAUAUUUGAUGAGGAAAAGCAGAUAUGUGUGGAAGAAUGUGGGGGUUGCUUUUACAAUGGGAAAAGAUAUAAUGAAGGCGACAUUGUUUACAAUGUGACUGAUAACUUGGGAAUGUGCUACUACGCGAUCUAUAUGUGGACCGACAACACCUUCAACUCCAUCAACUACACCUCCAACUACAACAGUACCAAGCACAACCACAAAAUCUACAACACCAUCAACCCAACCUCCUACUACAACUGA